UUUGCUAGUCGUCUGAAGGCUUAAACUUGCAUCUGCAGGAAGGAGACAAAGUUCUAUAACGUCACCAAGGAGAUCCAAUCACUAAAGCAUCGAAUCAUGGAUAUCUCUCACAAACGAGAGACUUAUGGUAUUAGAGAUAUGAAUAAUGCAGGAGAAAGGCCAAGUAAUCGCCCAAACAAUCAGUAUGACAUGGUUAGAACAUUGAGGAGAACUACCUCAUAUGUAGAUGAGGAUCACAUUUUUGUUGGCUUUCAGGAUGUUGUACAAACAUUGCUAACUGAACUUCUCAAACCAGAGCCUCACAGAAGAGUCAUCUCCAUUUAUGGUAUGGGAGGAUUAGGCAAGACAACUCUUGCGAGAAACCUAUACAUCAGUCCUAAUAUUGCCUCUAGCUUCCCUACACGUGCUUGGAUAUGUGUUUCUCAAGAGUACAACACCAUGGAUCUCCUUUGGAAUAUCAUAAAAUCCAUCCAAGGUUGCACCAAGGAAACUCUAGAUUUGUUGGAAAAGAUGACAGAGAGAGAUCUAGAAAUUUACCUUCGUGAUCUUUUAAAAGAACCCAAAUACCAUGUGGUGGUCGAUGAUUUAUGGCAUAGAGAAGCAUGGGAAAGUUUUGAAAUGAGCAUUUCCAGAUAGCAAGAACGGCAGCAGAGUUAUUAUUACCACACGCAAAGAGGAUGUCGCUGAAAGAGCAGAUAACAAAGGUUUUGUCUAUAGACUUCGUUUCCUGAGCCAAGAAGAAAGUUGGGAUCUCUUUUGUAGGAAACUACUAGAUGUUCAGGCAAAGGUCUCAGCAAUGGAAAGGCUAGCAAAGGAAAUGGUGGACAAGUGUGGAGGUUUACCUCUUGCAGUUGUUGUAUUAAGCGGACUACUUUCACAUAA
Molecule: messenger RNA, 882 nt
Organism: Solanum tuberosum (potato)
Lineage: Eukaryota; Viridiplantae; Streptophyta; Magnoliopsida; Solanales; Solanaceae
Product: disease resistance protein RPP13-like
Exons: 1
Coding region: 97-636 (179 amino acids)
Molecular function (GO): ADP binding
Source: RefSeq, a predicted model, not a curated record